Molecule: messenger RNA, 2559 nt
Organism: Magnusiomyces paraingens
Lineage: Eukaryota; Fungi; Ascomycota; Dipodascomycetes; Dipodascales; Dipodascaceae
Exons: 1
Coding region: 1-2559 (852 amino acids)
Source: RefSeq, a predicted model, not a curated record
AUGAUAUUCAAACAGUCAGUUGGGGCUUGGACGCUAGCCUCGUUAGCUUUGCUAAAAAGUGUCACAUCUCUCCCCAUUGCAACUAGCAUAGCGGCAGCACAAGACAAUAGCAUCGUGACUCUUCAGGUUGAAAAUAGCCCAGAAACUUCUUGGGUUGAUACUAACCCUGUCACUAUGUAUGUAACUAUAACCGGUGACUCUGUCAAUUGUGCAUUGUCAAGUUCUAGUUCAUCCGAAUCGUCUUCUGCUGCCGCCCAAGCCUCAACUACUGAAGUCAUUGUGCCUGGUCCUUGUGAUGUUUGCAAGACUUAUGUCACUACAAGAACUGAUGGUCUACUAGGAUUAGUUAAAUCUACCCAAUACGUUAGUCCCAGUGUUUACACCCCUGUUCCCUCUCCUUCUUCUUCUUCUUCUUCUGAAGAUGUUACCACUACCAUUACUCUUGAACCUUCUACUAUAACCAGCACAAUUCCUAAGAGCACAAUAACAAGCUACAUAACUAUUACCCCUACUAUCACUGUUUCCAACUUUGAAACCGUCACAAGAACUCUCACCUCUGACGGCAUUACCAUCACUCAAACUUUAGUUAUUGACACAUUUUCGACCUCUACUAUUGAAGAAACAAUCACCUCUGGCUCACUCACUCUGGUUCCAACCCAAAUUUCUAUUGCAGAUGAGGAAACAAUCACUUUAUCUGUAGCUGGUAUUACCAAAACGUCAAUCAUCCCCAAAAGCACCGUUACUCUUUUUAGAACUGUGACUCCAACUAGUAUUAUUACUGAUAUCCACACGCUCACCACCACAAUCACUCUUGAAGGUGCUGCUGUAACCCAAACUUUGGCUGUUGAUAAUACUAGCACGUCUACUGCUGAGGAAACUACAUCGGGUGUCUUGACAAUUUUACCCACUGCCACUUCUGUUGCUGAAGAAAAAACUACUACUAUCAUUUCUGAUGGUGUCACCAAAACCAGCAUAAUUCCUAGAAGCACUUACACUCUUUACAGAACUGUGACCCCUACGAGUACUGUUACUCAUUUGCAAACUCUUACCACUACCAUUACCCGUGAAACAUCUACUUUUACUCAGACAUAUGCUGUACUGAGUACUAGCAUUAUUACUGUAGAGGAAGCUGAAACCUCUGGUGCUCUUAAUUUAGUUCCUGUAUCCACCGCUGUUGCUGACGAAGAAACCAUGACGCUAACCGCGGCUGGAUUCACUCGCACAAGUACCCUCCCUCGAAGUACCUUCACUUUUUACAAGACUGUGACUCCUACUAGUACCUUAAUCAGCUUACAAACUCUCACGACAACUUUGACUCGCGAGAACUCCACAGUCACACAGACGUUUGUUGUUGAAGGAACGAGCACAUCUACUGUUGAAGAAACAAUCACUUCUGGAAGCGUUAUUCUUGUGCCCACAUCCACCACCAUCUUUGAAGGCAUUGAAGCAACCCUCACUAGUGCAGGAACUACAUUGACCACCAGCCUUAAGGCCACUGUUACUCUCUACAAGACCAUUACACCAACAAGCACCAUCACGAAAUUUAAGACUUUGACAACUACCAUCACAUCUGAGGGAGAGACUGUCACAUCCAAUGGUGUAACUCUUUUCCCCACUAGUAUUUCGACAGCCGAAGAGUCUACUCAGGUUCUUACAUCUGAUGGGACAACACGUACUACUACGAUUCCUAGAAGCACAGUCACGUUGUACAAAACCUUGACUCCUACAAGCACCCUUACUCAUCUUAAGACCCUUACUACAACUAUAGUGAGAAGCGGUCACCCUUACCAUGCUACUUUGGUUAUAGAUGGAACAAAGACCUCUACGUUGAUGCCGACUUACGGUAAUUUUUCAGUCACUGCUACUACCUCUUCUAUCCCCACCACCCCCCCUUAUGCUAACUCUACAGUUACCUCUUUCACAGUUCCUUUUACCACUGGUGUCCCAAUAACAACUAUUAGUUCGAACUCAUCUGUAACACCAUCAUUUUCUUCUACCAUCACAUCACUCACCACUUCUUUAACCACUGGUGUACCCAUCACAACUAUCAGCUCUGAGUCGUCUGCCCAUUCCAGUACCAUUGUUUCUCUCACCGUUUCUUUGACCACUGGCACUCCCAUUACUACCAUCACCUCAGGUGCAUCGAUUCAACCAUCGUUGUCUUCCUCAGCUUUUAUUAACUCCACUACCACUGUCACACUUUCCGCACUUCCGACUGUUACUUUUGGUACAUUGGACAUUUCUGCAAGUAUCACUGGCACCCCCACUCCCUCAAGCUUUUUGAGCAAUUCCGCCAGCUCGACCUCGUACGAAUCCACUUCGACAGAGUACAUUACUAUAGUGCGAACGCUGACAUUUAGUGUGAGCACAAACUACCCAUACCCUACCCCUACGACUUCCACGCGUGUUGAGACAACAAUCUUAUCUGCGAUUCGUACGGUGAGUUCAGUGUCGGCGACAGAAACAAAUGCAGCGGUAACAAGUCCACAGCCAACAUCGUUCUCGACAGCUUAUUAUACUGGAAGUGUAUCAUACCGCACCGUGACUUCGAUACUUUAA